AUGGACGGCGAGUUCACGGUUGAAUAUCUCGGCUGUACUACCCUUUCUAAAGCAACCACUUCCGGUCUAGGGUUAAUCCAAAAACCACUACGGGAGAAGUAUAUAGAAUUCCGGAAAGCCACAAAGAACAAAAAACUUAGUCAGGAGGCAAUACUAAGGGUUAAUCGUGAUGGUCUGACAGUGUUGUUUCCAGGAGCUCCCCCGGGACAGGCUAAUCAGAUGUUCUAUGGUUUCGAUUCAAUCAAUCUGUUUGAAGCCGUUCGUUUCAUAUACAGGAAGGGUCCGGACAAAAAAAUGGGGGCUGGGUUUUUGCCGAUUGAACAAAACCGAAAUCUGACCAAUGGCGCAGAUAAUCUGUUUUCCCAUUUGGAUAAGAAGAAUUACAACCUGUUGAAAAUGGAUCACCCUGCCAUGCUGGCCUGCGUCAUGAGGCGAACCACUGGAGUGCGUGCGCUCGAAUGCCACUGCUUUAUUGCAGAAAGCGAUGGUCAGGCGCUAAGAUUUGUUACCAUGUUCAGAGGUUUGCACCAGCCAGAAUUCGAACGUGAACCUUCAUUUCAGAAUCGCUUUGGUGAAUACUCGGGGCCUGCCUACGGGGGUCACCACCCCGAUAUAUUACGUAGCAGUUAUGGUGAGUAUGGAGAUUACCACAAUGGACCUCCUGUGGGUCAUGGCCCAGAUCACAACAGACCUCGAGCGGACAUAUACUAUCGCGAGAACAGACGUUCGGACGGAUGGGAGGAACCUGUUCGUCGUGUCAGUGACGAGCAGCCCAUGGAAGAUAGGUACUUGGGAGAUGGUAGGCAAUUCUUCGGUGGACCAUCACGUGAUUUAGCACCCCCAUCACGUGAUUUGGGGCCUCCAACCCGAAAUAGAUUGUCGGGAGAAGAUAGACAUUUCUUGCAUGAGCGCCAGUCCUCGGGAGACAGUGGUUCGCGUGGCUAUCAUGAAGCCCAUAGAACAGACAACAAUGGUUUUAUACACGAACGACAAAGAUCUGGAGAAAUUAUUCGUGGUGAUAGACACUCUGAUUACGGAGGGGAGAUAAUCCGUGGUGAUAGACACUCCGAUCACGGGCACGGAGAGCGUUUCUCUAGGCCACAAACACGAGAAGAUGGUCGUGCUGGGCGAGUUAUGUCCCCUGGCAGAUAUAGAGAACCGCCGUCCACUGCACCCAAGCCCUCCCGGGCAUUGUCGCCUGGCCCACGAUCACCGCGAUCACCUCCAUCUUCCCGACAUCCAGGGUUACCAAGGCAACCAUUCGAUAGUCCUCCAUCACCCACUUCGUCCAGACCUUUACCAAGACAGGAACCAGGAUAUUCUGCCUCAAAUCUCGAAAGUCGACAGCUUGAGGAAAAACAAGCUGCCAAAGUCAAACCUGUUGCUAAGGUCCCUCCAAAUCACGUGCUUGGUGUGAAAGUCUUACCUACAGGUCUUAUGGCGGCCCUUCCAAAAAAAGUAGAGGCAGAGCCGUCACGGUUUAAUGACGAUGAAGAGGAUCCGUACGAUAACGCAAUGUCGAGAGAACAAUUUUAUGACGAAAAACGAAACUUUAAAUCCGACAAAGAUAAAUGGGACUACGGGGGGCACAACGAUGAUUUUCGAAAGCCAAGUCCUGGCGGUUAUGCGCCUCCGGAUAUAGUUCCGCGUCACGAGAGAGACCAACGGUAUGAUGCAGAUUACGGUGACAUGUACCGGAAGCAAAAUCGUUCUUCUCAACAUAAGCAAAGUGGAGGUGAUGCAGACAAACCCUGGUCAUUUGACAGUGAAUUCCAAAAGUAUGCCAGGCACGCAAGUGACGAUAGUAAUAGCGAUAGGGGGUCGUAUGGACAUUCUAACAACGCUUCCGAUCGUAAAGGGGGAGGUAACGAAUUAUCCGAAAUGUUUUAUAACAUGAACGUCCAGAGAGGCUCGAACGAAAAGACAAAGACAUCAGACACAAACUUUGAGCAGCAGCUUGGCUACUUACCGUAG
Molecule: messenger RNA, 1974 nt
Organism: Ylistrum balloti
Lineage: Eukaryota; Metazoa; Mollusca; Bivalvia; Pectinida; Pectinidae
Exons: 1
Coding region: 1-1974 (657 amino acids)
Source: RefSeq, a predicted model, not a curated record